AUGUGCGGAGAGCAUCAACUUCGUUCUAGCGACAAUGGCAACAUCACUUUCGUCCUCGGAGCCCCCGGUGCCGGCAAAGGAACACUCUGCAAGCAGUUUGCCAAGGACCACAACUAUUAUCACCUUUCCGUCGGAGAUUUCCUGCGGGAACUGGUCAGCAGCACGAAGCCAUGUCAGACGGAAGAUGGGGCGGUCGACUUGCAGAUGAUCAGGAAAAGCCUACAAGCCCGUGAACUCAUCCCAGCCGAAGUCCUGGCCAGGCUCUUACGAGAGAAGAUUGCGAAUGAAAAGCAAAAGGACUACACGGGCUUUCUGGUCGACGGAUUCCCGAGAAAUGAAGCCUCCGCUGUUUCUUUCGUCGAGAACGUAAGUCUUCCAGCCGAAAUUCAUGUGGAUUGAUUGAACUUACGUCAAAUAGGUAGGCAGACCGGGAAAGAUCUGGAUUUUCAAUUGCCCCAAGGCUGUCGCGAAGGAACGGUUUCUGGAGCGAGCAAGGGAGCAAGAUGAUACUGCGGAGCUUUUUGAGAAGCGGUAUACGGAAUUCGAGAAGAACAAUCGAAUGGUUCUGGAGGUUCUCGAGGGAAAGUAUGGGAUUGCACGCAUCGAGAUUGAUACCAGUGGCACGGCCGAGGGGUCUACGGCAAAGCUACUACAAGCGCUUGGGACGGACUAG
Molecule: messenger RNA, 673 nt
Organism: Lecanosticta acicola
Lineage: Eukaryota; Fungi; Ascomycota; Dothideomycetes; Mycosphaerellales; Mycosphaerellaceae
Source: the annotation of a GenBank genome assembly